UAUGGCUUCCUUCUCGUAGUGAUGGAGGUCCAGUGAUAACAACAAGGAAAAACUGGAGUUUUUCGUCGUUCAUUUACAACUCGUCAUAAGUUGGGUUUACGAUGCAGAAAAUCAAGUCUCUCAUGGCUCGUCAGGGCCUGAAAAGCCCCCAGGAGAGCAUGGCUGACCUUAGUCCAGUGGAGAACCUGAGGAUCCCAAGCAAGGAGGAGUUGCGGGAGUUGAGGGAGCAACCCAUCGACCCACAGGCGGAGCAGGAAAUCAUUGAAAGCAUCGAGGAGGUCUACUUCUCCAACGACUCCUUUGACAUGGUGCAACAUGAGCUGCAGCAACUCCCACCUGAGCUGAACCUGCAGGAGCUGGAGGACUACAGGGACAAGCUCAAGAGACAACAGGCUGCGGUUUCUAAAAAGGUUGCCGACCUUAUUCUGGAGAAACAGCCCGCUUACGUGAAGGAGCUGGAGAGAGUGACAGCGUUGCAGACCAACCUGCAGCUGGCAGCAGUCAUUUGCACGAAUGCAAGAAGGCAACUUAGUGUGUCGAAAGUGGGGUUCACUGAGGCCAGCCUGGGUCUUUUAGCCAAUCAGAGGAGAAGACAACUGUUGACAGGCCUGCUCAAGUCUCUGAGGACCAUCAAGACCCUGCAAAGAACGGAUGUGAGACUCAGCGAGAUGCUUGAGGAGGAAGACUAUCCGGGUGCAAUCCAGCUCUGUUUGGAAUGUCAGAAGGCCGCCAGCACCUUCAAACACUACAGCUGCAUCAGCGAGCUGAAUUCAAAACUACAAGACACUCUGGAGCAAAUAGAGGAGCAGCUCGAUGUCGCCCUUUCCAGAACUUGUAAGCACUUUGAUGAUUUGCACUACACCAAGGUCCAGCUGGCCUACUCACUCCUGGGCAAAACACAGACUGCGAUGGACCAGCUGCACAUGCAUUUUACCCAGGCCAUCCACAACACGGUGUUCCAAGUGGUGCUGGGCUACGUUGAGCUGUGUGCCGGCAACGCUGACACCAAGUUCCAAAAGAUGCAGUAUAAGGACCUGUGCACGCAUAUCACCCUUGACAGCUACAUUCCCUGCCUGACAGAUCUCUGCAAGGCUCUGUGGGAAGUGAUGCUGAGCUACUAUCGCACAAUGCAGUGGCAUGCAGACCACGACCAACAGGAGACCACACCCACUCCAGGCGACCCAGCAGCAGCAGCAGCAGAGUCUGACGAGCUGACGGUGGACCGUAGCUAUGUGAAGAAGAAGCUGGAGCAUGGACUCACAAGAAUCUGGCAGGAUGUCCAGUUAAAGGUGAAGGCUUACAUCCUGGGAACGGACAUGUCUAACUUCAAAUACGAUGAUUUCAUCGUGGUACUGGAUGUCAUCAGCAGGUUGAUGCAGGUUGGGGAGGAGUUCUGCAGCAGCAAAUCGGAGGUCUUGCAGGAGUCCAUAAAACGCCAGAGUAUUAACUACUUUAAGAACUAUCACAGGGCACGACUGGAAGAGCUGAGGAUGUUUCUGGAAAAUGAAACGUGGGAACUGUGUCCAGUCAAGUCCAACUUUAACAUUUCCCAGCUCCAUGAGUUUAAGUUCAUGGGCCAGAGUCGGUCUCCGUCUGUUUCCCCAAGCAGACAAGCUGUGUUGUCGUCUUCGUCCUUCCCAGCCCAGGAGGAGCUGUCGCUCUUCCAGCAGUUCUUUCAGGAGGGGAACCCCUUUGAGAUGCACAUUGAGCAGAAGGAGGAGGAAACGGAGGAUGUGCUCGCAUCUAAUGGGUAUGAGUCAGAUGAGCUGGAAAAGUGUGUGUAUCAAGACUAUGACAGCGACAGCGAUGUCCCCGAGGAGCUCAAGCAGGACUAUGUUGAUGAGCAGACGGGUGAUGCUCCUCUGAAGAGUGUGUCCCGGGAGACUAUAAGGAGCAAAAAGAAGUCUGACUACAACCUUAAUAAGAGCAAUGCUCCGAUUCUCACCAACACCACCCUCAACGUCAUCAGGCUUGUCGGAAAGUACAUGCAGAUGAUGAACAUCCUGAAGCCGAUAGCCUUCGAUGUCAUCCACUGUGUAUCACAACUCUUCGACUACUACCUUUACGCCGUAUACACCUUCUUUGGACGCAAUGACAUGCCGGUCCCAAGCCCGUCUUUGCCCACUUAUGCUGGCAGGGAGGGGGUUAUUACCAGGGUGGUGGGCCCUGCCUGCCUGUAUGAGUCAUCAGGUCUGGGUCUUAUCAGCAGCAGACUGAGAACCACGCUGAACCGCAUCCAAGAGAGCCUCAUCGACGUGGAUCCUGUUGGUGACACUGCAGGAGUUCAUGGCCCACCAGAGGACAGGAAGGAGAAGGUCCCCAGCCCCCAUCUCAGCCAACUGGUGGUCCUCACAAACACUGACACUCUCUAUGGGCUGGCACAGAGAGUGGUGGCCACCGAGUCUCUCGCAUUUCUGGCCGAGCAGUUCGAGUCUCUGCAGUCCCACUUGGAUACGAUGAUGCCUGCGGCCAAGAAACCGUUCCUGCAACAGUUCUAUUCCCAGACCGUGUCUACAGCCAGUGAACUGCGGAAACCGAUAUACUGGAUAGUGGCGGCCAAGGCCAUCGACUACGAGCAGAUGUUGCUCCUGAUGGCCGGAGUCAAAUGGGACAUCAGGGAGAUCAUGUCACAGCACAACAUAUAUGUGGAUGUCCUGUUGAAGGAGUUUGAGCAGUUCACCAUACGGCUGGGUGACGUGUCCCGGCACGUGCGCAUCCCCCUGCCCGUGUCCAACGUCCUCUGGGAGCACUGCAUCCGCCUGGCCAACAGGACUCUUGUUGAGGGCUAUGCGAACGUGAAGAAGUGCAGCAACGAGGGCCGGGCCUUGAUGCAGCUGGACUUUCAGCAGUUCCUGAUGAAGCUGGAGAAGCUGACGGACCUGCGGCCCAUCCCCGACAAGGAGUUCGUUGAAACCUAUAUCAAGGCCUAUUACCUCACCGAGAACGACAUGGAGCAGUUCAUCAAGAAUCACAGGGAGUACUCCAUGAAGCAGCUCGCCAACCUGGUGAACGUUUGUCUGGGUUCACACAUCAACAAGAAGGCUCGUCAGAAACUCCUGGCCGCCAUCGACGACAUAGACCGACCCAAGAGAUAAACUCGCCAAGGGAUGGAGCCGAGUGCGUGAAGGAGCCCGCAGAGGAGAAAAACCACACAGCUCAGCUUUGAAUGUCUUCGUGUUCAGUCUCAAAUACAAACAUAAACCUGUGCUGUGUACAGUAGUAGAAAAAAAAAUCAGCGUAGAGCUCAUUAUUGUAUGUUAAUCUCAUCCUUAUGUGGUCCAAAGCUCCAAUGGCUGCUUGUUGAAUGCACCCUGUGACCUCCGUUUCUCACUCCAGCAUGCUGCACCUCCACCAUAACGCACCUCCUCCUCUUUACCUUCAGCAAAACGUUUUCUGCUGGUUGUUGGCAACCACAGGAACCUCUUAUGUCUUAAAUGAUCUUGCGUUUUUUCCCCCCACAUAGGCUGUUUCCAGCACCAGAUCUAACCGUGUGGCUGUUUACAGUAUUAUAUCAACAUGUGACACAGCACCUACCUUUAUACUCAAGAAAAGGACAAGUGAACAUCUGUGAGUUGCUAAAUUUUGAAGUGAUGAUGUGGAAAAGGCAUCCCACGAGGAAGCUGCUGGUCGCACCCGUCCGUCUUAAGAGCGCGCUCGCUCGCUCGCGACGUUAUUGUUCUCCGUAAUGAUUCAUCAUCGCAGCUCAUACAGUUUGCUUGCUGUAUAUUCGGUGGCUUCGGGGUGUUUGUCGUGCCUGACUGGAUUCUCUACUUCGGUGUUUUGUUUGUUUUUCCCACAAAAAAAAGAUAAAGAAGAAAAAAAAAAAAAGCUAAAUCUAAUAUAAAGGUGAUGAUUCUGAGAGUAAUAUAAAUGGCUGUAGUUUGCAUUAACAUAGUUAGAUUAUAAGUGCAGAAGCUGGUUUUGUUUGUCUGCCAUCUGUCAUAUCUGAGGAGGGAAUUGUUUUAUCGUCCGUAUGAAAGAGUUUCUCUUUCAGUCCAUCGAUUUUGCAGAGCAGUUAAAUCUCUCCUGUUUUUAUUUGUUUCAGUUUUCUUACUAUAAAAGGAAUAUGUCUUUUUUGUCAUCUCAUAAGUGAGUCUAUGUGAUGGAGAAAUCUCAUUUAUGUCUAAUGAUAUUUAUGAAGCUGCAGCCACUCGCGCAGAUUGAACUUUCUACCUUCCCUCAGAAACGUUUCAAGUUUUAAAAGUCGACUUCAGAAUGAGUGAAACUAUUAUCCUGCUCACGAGAAGAAUGUAACAUUCAUUAUAGUUGAUUAUACAAAUUCUGCUCACUUUCACACUUCAUCAGGCUUUUUGUUGCAUAUAUAAGCAGCCAUAAUGAUUUAAAAACUCCCUUACUAAAUUGGCAGAUACUUAUUCUUUAAAAUCUUUGAAAAAAAAAAAGAAAUUGUUCACAAAGCGUUAAAAAUUCCCAGCCGGUCAUGAUUUGAUUUUACAGGGUUUAUUUGUAUUUGCAGCUUCAAAAUGUCUGAUUUUUCACACACUAUAAACAAAUGAUUCCUUAAAUACAUCAAAGUCAGCAUUAGAAAAUAUCAAAUAAAAGAUAUUUAUCCCAAAGGAAAAGCUGCAAAAGUAUUUUGAUCAGAGCAAACAUUUUUUGUUGUUUUUUUUUAAUCUAAAUGAGGAAUUAUCUUGUUAAAUAUGUGAAUUUCUGUUUUCAGUAGAAGGUGUGAAAUCUUUGGUAAACGUACAGACCUCCGGAAACUGAAUUUAGGUGAAAAGUUCAGUUGAUUCAGGUGAAAUGUGCCGAACUGACCAGAUUAAAUGUUGUGUACUUUUGGCAAAAACACUAAACCUGCUUGUAAUUUGAUAAACGACCUCCGCGUGGCUCUCAUAUUUAACAUUUCUCUCCUUGAAGAAAAGAACAAACGACAAACAAUUAGUGGUUUUCUUUCUCCCUCCUCUCCUCCGCCGGUCAUCUUUAUUAGUUCACCCUGACCCGACCGGCAGGGGGCCGCUCCAAAGUAAACAAAACAAAAACACGAGAUGAAGACGCCCCAGGUUCUGACGGGUCACACGUGCAGCUGUUCCUGGAAGAAUACUGUAAAUGUGAAUGUUUGCAACGAUGUCUGUAUUUAUUUCUUGUUUUGGUUUUUAUAUGAUAACGGCUGGUUGCGUACAGUCACUUAUUCCUUGUAACUUAUAACCUGAAUCAAAUACAAAUAUGUAAAACUUUUCAAAUCGUGUUGAGCGUCAAGUGCACUAUAAUGAAACUCUGCAACUGUAGGUUGAUGAUUUUGACACAAUAAAUACACUAACGAACGUUGCCCGUCGUCUGUGUUCAGUCGCUUUGUCCCAGUGAAGUCACAGAAGUGCAGCUUUAGUAGAUAAACCACUAGGGGUGUAACAAUAUAUCGUGCCACGAAAUUUCACGAUACAAAAACGUCACGAUACGUGUCGUGGAGGUGGCAAAGUGUAUCGCGAUAUUGGGUUAUUAAUAUUAAUCUAUUGUGUUGACUAGUAACGCGCAUCCGACCGCGGCCGCGCGGACCAAAAUCUUACUCCGCUCAGAAGAAACUAGUCCCGUUUUGCGGUCCCGUUUUGAGGUCUGAACUUUUACUUAUGUAAGGCUGGUGUAGAGUUAAGCCUUACCUUAUUAAAUUAAACCUUUUUCGGGUCGUGAGUAGGAUAAACACGGGGGCAACUUCUGAUGAGUUCCAGUGUACUUCAAUGUCCGCUCAACAGCGUAGGAUUUUAGAGCAUCAACACAGCACCUAGUGCUGUAUCACUCCGCCCAAUCUAAAACAUACUAAUCACUACAGAUAAACUGACUAGUGUAAUUAUAGUCCCUGAUUUACAUCAGAAUAUAAAGAAUAUAUUUAUAAAAUAAUGAACCCGGAAUUACCAAAAUAACCUUAACAAAAAUAAAUCUCCUCUUACACUUAUAA
Cololabis saira (Pacific saury) is the source of this 5905-nucleotide messenger RNA. It is a transcript of the gene vps50, whose product is annotated as VPS50 EARP/GARPII complex subunit. The coding region runs from base 102 to 3095 and encodes 997 amino acids. NCBI's taxonomy places the organism in Eukaryota, Metazoa, Chordata, Actinopteri, Beloniformes, Belonidae. Gene Ontology annotation, biological process: retrograde transport, endosome to Golgi; endocytic recycling. Gene Ontology annotation, cellular component: EARP complex. The record is from RefSeq and is a predicted model, not a curated record. Gene Ontology annotation, molecular function: SNARE binding. The transcript has 29 exons.